Amoebophrya sp. A120 is the source of this 5710-nucleotide messenger RNA. NCBI's taxonomy places the organism in Eukaryota, Dinophyceae, Syndiniales, Amoebophryaceae. The record is from the annotation of a GenBank genome assembly.
AGCCAUGUGGAGUAAAGUAUCGUGAGGGACGCCUUCUGAUUCUUAUGUCGAGCAAUUUAGAUCACCAUCACUUACACUUGCGCCGAAGCGUUGCCUUUACGUACUUAUGUGAAUGUGGGCUGAAAACGAUGAAGGUCGGUAUUUAAUGCGGCUUCCCUGCUGAAGCAAGGCAAAAUCUCGAAAAGCUACCCACACGACCCCUGCCACCGUCUGCAGAUACCACAAGAGCUGCACCACCUCUCUGAUGCAGGCACCAACCUCGGGGAGCAGCCCCCGCGACGGCGAGAUGCCCUUCGCGCUGGGUCAACGGGUGAGCGUGAACCGCCGACUCGGACAUGUGCGCUACAUUGGCACCCCGCCGUUCGCUCCCGGCAUCUGGGUCGGCAUUGAACUGGACGAACCCGUUGGGAAGAACGACGGCAGCGUGCAGGGCAAGAAGUACUUCAGCUGCAAGCCGAAGCACGGCGUCUUCGUCAAAGCCGAACAGGUCAAAGCGGAGGAGUCCGCGGCCUCGGUGGCCUCGAGUUCCUCCAGCCGCGCCGCCCCCUCGAGCUCGGCAGCGCCCGUGCCCAAAAGUGCCGCGGUAGGUACUUUGAGUAUUUUGUUCAGAUCGAGGAGAUUUUUUAUGUUCCUCAGCAUUUGGUUUUUUUUUUUUCUCGUGCUGUUUCGGAUUUGAAUUUUUUGCGCUUGCGCACGUUUCGCAUGGCGGAAAUGGAUGUAAUGUUCGCUUAUUUUAUGCGCUAAUCACUGACACACGACACUGGCGCCGGUUUGACGUAGUACUUCAUGAUCAGGGCAAAUAAAUUUUUUCAGCCGCCACUUCCUCUUCGUCUUCUGGUAGUUCGUCCGCGUCUUCGCGCGUGCCCUCCGGCAGUCCUCGCGACCAGCAACAUCCCGCAGCCGCGUCCAGUAGCAAAGCUUCUUCGAACAACAAUCCACCUGCGACAUCAGCGCAACAGGCACAGCCCGCGUCGGUGCAAUCCGCGCGUUCCGCGGCUACCUCGUCCAGUGCGGCAGCGGAGUCGAGCAGCCAAAGUGCGGCGGGGCAGCAACACGAACAGCAGUACCAAGCAUUGCGGAAGAAGUACGACGAUUUGAAGCGGAUCGCGCAGCAGUACAAGGCCCAGAACGAGUAUGGGAGCGUCAGGAUUGAAAUCGUCAAAGUUGAAAUACUUAGUUUGUCAUGUAUAAAAUGCAGCCCACAGAUUGCCUCUCUUGCAGAGUAGGCAAGUGAGGCAGAUUGUAAGCCUCUUGAGGGGUAGAAGCUGAGCUGCUAAAGUAGCAUGACAAACGACGUCUUCCUUACCCAAACAGCGUGACAAACUGGAUUUCGGUUCUACCCAAAUUUGUCAUGCGCCACUUGGAAGUGGGUUAGAAACUUUCAUCCCAUUUAUGCAUUACAUACAAGUUAUUUGAACUUUGUGUCGAUUUCAAUCUUGACACAUCCAGAACGAGGAACUGAAAAAGGCCUUAAAAGAUCACGCCUCCACCACCGCGGCGAACAGGACGCAGGCCCAAGCGAGCACGGAAAACGAGACGCUGGCGAAAGCGGAACUGGAAACCGCGCGGUUGGAGUUAGAGUUGAAAAGCAGCGAGAUUGAGGAACUGAACUUGAAAUUACAGGAGGCAGAUGACGCUGCGGGAAUGGUGCGGCUAAAAGGUCUUCUAUAUGGAUUUAUUAGCGUGGCGUGUUGAUCAGUCUCAGUGCGUGCUUGCUCCUGCAUGUGCUGCUAGGUGAGUAGUUGCAUCAUGUUGAACAACUAUCGAGAUGCAAAUAUGAUCAUUCUUAUCUCAAUCCUAGGUCGCGAGUCCCAGUCCACCCUUUCUGCCUACGAGGAGGCGCUGCAAGUUUUGAAAAAGGAUAUUGAGAGGAAAUAUCCCCCCUCCCCAUAUCGAAAAGGCAUGCUUCCGAAAAUUUGUGUUGCUGAUUUGAGACCACAAAUCACGUCUGUCUUGCAAGAAGACAAACGCAGAGGCUUCCGCGCCAUUAUGGAACCGAUCUGGCAUGCUGUUGGGCCUAGAGGACAGCCCUUUGUGAUGCUAAGUAACUAGACCCAAACGCCCCUCCCUAGGCUGCGGAUCUGGCUGCGAUGCCGUAUUGCAAGACAGCGCGCAUUUGUGUACACAAAUCCUGCAUCACAGAUUCCCAUUUGAUAUGGGGUGGGGGCUUUUUUCAUUUUGAUAAAGGAACUGGAAAAACGGGACCGGGAAGUGGAGCAGAAGGAGAGUCAGUUGAACCACCUCACUGCCGACCUGGCCGACCACAAGCAGCUCGCCCAGCUGACGUUGAAAAAUGAGGGGAACGAGGCAGAUUUGCAGAACUUGCAGUCGGAGAUGGUGGAGCUGCUGGAGAACCAGUUGGAGGAAAAAAACUCCGUUCUCGACCAAGUUCAGCUCGCGGUCAACGACAUGCAGGUGGAACUAGAGCAAGCCUACGCGGCAAACGAGGAAUACCGGGUAAAAGUGAAGGAGAUGGAGCGUAACUUGAAAAAACACCUGCACGUCGUUGAAGCGGCAAAGGAGAAAGGGAUGAAAAUUUCGCUCGGUAAGUACAUUGAUUCAAUCUUGUUCCCACGUGAGGACCACAUUUUGCUCAAGGAAACAUUCCGUCUUUGUGAAAUAGUACUCUGCCACCUUUGCAGAUGUAAUGCAUACUUACUUCGCACGAAGACGAACUUUAUCAGGCGCCGAUCUCCUUGCCGCGUAUUCCCGUUCCUACGCAGAGCAAUUGGAGAUUUUCCGUGCCUGUUUGCCCGACCAGAUCCAGACCCACGCUACUCCGCUGGAUGUUUCGGGCUACAACCUGAUCGCACAAGUCUCCGAAUUUAUCGCAGACUUCCUGUUCGAUUCUCUUCCCGACCGGUUUGACUGCGCGCCCAUCUGGUGGGUGCAGGUUGACCUGCGGAGCAUCCAGCACUCCCUCGCGAUUGUCUUAAAGACCCUGUUCGCAAAGUUGGACGGUGGAGAUUACGGAGUUGCAGCAGCAGCAGGAGAAGCUUCGGGAAUCAAAACUAGAAAAUUACGGCAAGACGUUGAGCAGGAUUUGAGCUUCAUCGCCAACGUUGCCUCCGACAUCCAAGAGCUCGAAUCCUUCUCCCACAAUCUCAUUUCCGCCCUAGAGCACCCGGAGGGCAUCAUUCCCGGGUCGCUGCAAACGCAGGCGGGCGCAAUGGCGGCAAAAUUUCAGAGUCUGGUAACCAAGGUGCUGGCGGGCGGGGAAUCCGAAGAUGAGGGGGAGGAGCAAGCGAGGGUUGGAAGUUCAUCUGUUUCCGCCUCCUCGACGCAGCAGAACCGAGAUAGAAUCCUGAGUGCGCCGAUGUUUCACCAGCUCUACGCCUUUGCGAGGUUGAGCAGACACAUUAUCAGUGAGGAGGACGACGACGAUGCGGCGGUUGGCGCGCAAAAGUCUGUGGUUUUGGAGCACUUUCGCGAUCUGAAAUUGCUUUUGGAGGAGAAAAAGCUUGUGCCGGCCUCUACUUCAUCAUCCGGCGGAGAUGCAGAAGUCGCCCAGGAUCUACUUGUUGGGAAGAAGAAAAUCAGUCAGCUGCAAGGAUCCACGAUUCCGGUCACAGUGUCAGGCUUCGCUGCGAGUGCGCAGGAGCGGAAAAAGCUGCAAAAGUCGCUCACUGCCUUGACGUCCUGGUUGCGUGCGUGCGAGGAAGAAUCGCAUCAGCUUGGAACGAGUACGACAGCACAAAAAAGCAGCAUUUCGAUUUUUGAGAAACUGGAAAAGACUGUAAGCGAAGCCCUGCUAGUUGUGGACCAGCUUGUGACUGGACCUGGUCCUGGAAAAAUAACAGAUGCAAAUAGCUCAGCAACUACGACAUACAAUCAAAACCAAGAACCAGAGUCGCAACCCGUACUACCCCGGCAGUGGGUGAAGAUCGCAACGAACAAUUUGAGUAUUGCGCUACAACAAAUGAACAACUUGAAGCCGGACAAUAAGAAACUACGAGAAGAGUUGGAGAAGUCGACGAAUGAAAACAAGAAACUCUCCGCCCAAGUAGCGGACUUGCAGGGAAAAACGAAAGAGCUAGACCAACAGGCCGCCAAGUUUUUCGUCAGCUCCGAGAUCGGAGACAUCGCGAAAACGGAGGUGGUAUCAAGUGUAAAAAUGUCUGGGUCUGGAAGAAUGCAACUUGUCAUGCUGUCUUUGGAUUGCAAAAAAAAUCUGUAUUGCGUGACCAGCAACAGGAGUCCAGUUUGUGUUACGCGGAGAGGGUAUUUCUCAUGCGGAAUAGGCAGCAGGAAGCCCUCUAAAAUCUGUGAUGUGAUACCGCUCGUCUUAAAAAAGGCCUUUAGAAUUUAUUCCCAUAGAUACAUAUUCACAAGCGCUUAAGUAGCAAUGCUAAGUUUUUUCCGAUUUAGUUUUCCCGUAGAAGUUUACUUUACGAGGUAGCUUAGCAUAUACUGGCUUUAGUAGGCCUCUGAAUGGCAAAGGGACGAACUGCCCGUAGACCUCCGAUGUGAUGCUAGAUCAUGCAUUACAUGCGUCAUGGAUCAUACAAAAUGUGCAUCACAAAUGCCGGAAUCUUCCAGACCCAGACAUUUUUACAGUUGAUAGGUGGUGCAACUGAAAAAGCAGCAAGCGGUGAUGGAAAACGUAUCCUGUGUAAAAACGUCUCCACACCAGAGUUGUAAUGCAGAUUUGCAAAGAGAAAGACAGGAAGACUUGUAAUGCGCAUCCCCAUGAGAGCCAUUUCCAAUCGUGUUUUGGAAUUUGUGAUGCUGUGAACAGGAUGAGCAGCUGGAUUUGUGAUGCGGCUGCACUUGCUAACCUGCACUACACUGCAGAGUGCAACUUGUCACGCGUGACUCACAAAACUCCUAGGUUUGUGUUGCAAAAUCCCCAUCCUGACUCUGGUGUGGGUACGUUUUUACUCAGGAUAAAACGACCUGCAGAUUCUGGUCGAGGAAUCGAAAAAACUGGAGAAGAAAUGCGUGAAAGCGAACAAGGAAAAAGAGAAAUACACGAAGAAAAUGGAGGAAAUGGAAAACCAACUGAACGACUUUAGGAACAACCAAAAAUCGAGCUCCGCGAAGGAAAUUAGUGCGUUGAAGCAGUUGUGUGCGAAGUACCGCCGGGACCUGUACGGGGACAGGAUGCAGAGGUUUCAGUCGAACUAUUUGGUUGACCUCAUCUCCUCAUCUUCUUCUGCCGAUGACGCUGCGGGAGAAGGCGCGGGUGGCGACUUUGUGGGCGGCGGAAGCGAUGCCAGUGGUGCGCAACUGAGGACUAAUCUUCAAGAUAUCGGUCCUCGGCAGGACCACCUCCUCCCGAAUCUUCUCCAGCUGGCGAAAACAAAGUUAGUGGAUUUGGAAAGGCCUCAAGAUUGGAUAGCAGACACGAUUUCAAAAAUCGAUGACACUGCGACGUCGAAGGACCACAGGGAGCGGCUCCGCGGGACUACAGAACGCGCGCCGUCUCUGACCAUUUGUUACGAAAAGCCGUUUGCCAGCUCGUCUGUUGCAGAAGAUGAGAACAAGACUCAGAAACUAAUAGCUACUAUACCUGACAUCGUGCAAUUACGAACUGAAUUGCUGACGUUGCGAAGAUGAUAUUCUGAACUACUUUCGUUUUCGUUUAGGAACGUCGGCGUGUAGUUGAGCCGAAGCUCGAAUACUGACCGACCCAGCCUCGUUCCUGCCUCGUAAACAAGACGUGACAAAAGCUUACAGCCACUGGUGUUGCUGCGGCAGUGCGUUCGAG